AUGAACAGUUGCCUACUCGGCUGUUUCUAUCCAGCACAGAACAAUUGCACAAGGAAAAUGAGAUGCGGUCUGUUCAUGCCUAAUGAACUUCGUCUUGUGGACAAUCUGACCAAGUGCGCUUUGCAGAGUGAUAUCUCCAAAGGAAUUGUGAUGGAAAUGGCGACAUGCAUGAGAAGUGUAAUGCACAAUUCUGAAGAACGAGGAACAAAGGCGAGGACACGCGAUGAUCAUCCUCUUCAAACCGUCACAAUCUGA
Molecule: messenger RNA, 255 nt
Organism: Cooperia oncophora
Lineage: Eukaryota; Metazoa; Nematoda; Chromadorea; Rhabditida; Trichostrongylidae
Source: the annotation of a GenBank genome assembly